AUUAUCCUCCUCCUCCACAGCGACCUUUUUCGCUCCUGUUCAGUAAAGUAGUUGAGUAGUUUUUUUUUCUCUCUCUCUCUCGUUUGUCUCAAAGCCGUCGGCCGUGUGUGAACCCAGUGUGACUGUUGUCUUGCCAGCACCACACUCACCCUUAAAGCCAUGUGGCACCCCAUGGCAUCUCCCGCAACUGGAGGGAACUCUGGGAGGGACAUGGGAUAUGGUCACUAUUCCGCCGGGUCGAUGAGUGCCGCCCACACUCAUCCACCACCCAUGGGUGGGAUGGUGGGACACCCGUCCGUCAUCAGCACCUCCAGACAACUACAUUCUCCCAUGUCCACGUUGGGCUCACAGAUGAACGGCCUGGCCUCACCUUACCCCGUCAUUACGUCCUCGUUGGGCUCACCUUCUGUGUCCCUGCAGUCCCCGCCCAACAUGAACUUUGGAGCCCUCACCAGUCCGCAGAUGAACUCUAUGAACAGUGUCAGCAGCUCUGAGGACAUCAAGCCUCCACCGGGGCUGCAGAACCUGGGAAACAUCAACUACCAGAGUACAAGCCCCGGGGGGAUGAAGAGAAAUCCACAAAUGAUAAAAUCCCAACGCAUCUUUCCCACAGGGAAACACUAUGGCGUCUACAGCUGUGAGGGAUGCAAAGGCUUCUUUAAAAGAACAGUCCGCAAAGAUCUCACGUACACAUGUCGAGACAACAAGGAGUGCCUGAUUGACAAGAGGCAGCGAAACCGCUGCCAGUACUGUCGUUACCAGAAGUGCCUGGCCAUGGGCAUGAAGAGAGAAGCGGUGCAGGAAGAGAGGCAGCGUGGGAAAGAGCGGGGGGAGAAUGAGGUGGAAUCUACCAGUAGUUUCAACGAGGACAUGCCUGUGGACAAGAUCCUCGAUGCUGAGCUGGCCGUGGAGCCAAAAACAGAGACGUACACUGACGGCAGCCCCGGGAACUCGACCAACGACCCAGUCACCAACAUUUGCCAAGCAGCAGACAAGCAGCUCUUUACUUUAGUGGAAUGGGCAAAAAGAGUCCCGCACUUCUCUGAACUUCCCUUGGAUGAUCAGGUCAUCCUACUACGAGCAGGCUGGAACGAACUGCUCAUUGCCUCAUUCUCUCAUCGCUCAGUCACGGUCAAAGACGGCAUCCUGCUGGCCACAGGCCUGCAUGUCCACAGGAGCAGUGCCCACAGUGCUGGUGUGGGCUCCAUAUUUGAUAGGGUCUUAACAGAGUUGGUAUCUAAAAUGAAAGAUAUGCAAAUGGACAAGACGGAGCUGGGCUGUCUUCGAGCCAUUGUCCUUUUUAACCCAGAUGCAAAAGGUCUCUCGAAUCCACCUGAAGUUGAGGCACUGAGGGAAAAGGUCUACGCUUCACUGGAGUCAUAUACGAAACAGAAAUAUCCAGACCAGCCUGGCAGGUUUGCUAAACUGCUGCUGCGGCUGCCGGCACUGCGCUCCAUCGGCCUCAAGUGUCUGGAGCAUCUGUUCUUCUUCAAGCUGAUUGGAGACACACCUAUCGACACCUUCCUAAUGGAGAUGCUGGAGGCGCCACAUCAGAUCACAUGACGGCAGUUUCCCCCUUCCCUUUGUAUAUACUCCCGCAUUCUGAGCGAAAUGAAGAUAGAAUGACAAAAAAGACUUGAUUUUACUGUAAAACAGCAUAUUUUGUACCAAGUAAACCAUUGUAAUUAAAAGUUUUAAAAAUAUUUUAAUGCUGUGGGAGGGGUAACGUGGAUCGAGGACAAUGUCACACUGAAUUCUUAUACAAUUGUUGACGGAUUUAUUUUGUAAAUAGAUAAUUUCAUGUGUCCAUUAAAAAACAAUUCAAUAUUGAAAAUUAUUUUAUUCAAAGAAGAUUUCAAUAGGAAAAAUAAACCAUUUGUGCAUUUCUUAAAACAGUUUUGAAAAUUCACAUACAAUAAAGUUAUUUAAAAAUGUA
This is a messenger RNA of Cynoglossus semilaevis (tongue sole), 1936 nucleotides long. It is a transcript of the gene rxrgb, whose product is annotated as retinoid X receptor, gamma b. NCBI's taxonomy places the organism in Eukaryota, Metazoa, Chordata, Actinopteri, Pleuronectiformes, Cynoglossidae. Gene Ontology annotation, biological process: regulation of DNA-templated transcription. The transcript is spliced from 10 exons. The coding region runs from base 160 to 1563 and encodes 467 amino acids. Gene Ontology annotation, molecular function: nuclear steroid receptor activity; zinc ion binding; sequence-specific DNA binding. Gene Ontology annotation, cellular component: nucleus. The record is from RefSeq and is a predicted model, not a curated record.